GGCGGCGGGGACGGGCGCGCCGGUAACACCGCGCGGCUGCUUCUUGCCCUCCCCCGCGAGUGGCUGCCGGGAGCCAAGAUGGAGUCGGUGAGCAGAGCGGGGCAGGAGAUCAGCCUGGCGGCCCUGAAGCAGCACGACCCGUACAUCACCAGCAUCGCCGACGUGACCGGCCAGGUAGCGCUGUACAGCUUCAGCCCGAAGGCCAACGAGUGGGAGAAAACCGACAUUGAAGGGACCUUAUUUGUGUACAAAAGGUCAGCGUCUCCUUAUCAUGGUUUUACGAUAGUGAAUCGACUGAACAUGCACAACCUGGUCGAACCAGUAAAUAAAGAUUUGGAGUUUCAGCUCCAUGAACCUUUUCUUCUCUACAGAAAUGCUAGCUUGUCAAUUUACAGUAUCUGGUUUUACGACAAGAAUGACUGUCAUCGAAUAGCAAAACUCAUGGCUAAAGUGGUAGAACAAGAAGCUCAGAGAUCACAGCAUGUUUCCCAGGACAGAAAAAGUCCCAGCAGAACCAAUGGCUGCAAUGAAAACAGGCCCAUUGACAUCUUGGAAAUGCUUAGUAAAGCCAAGGAUGAAUAUGAACGAAGUCAGAUCAGUGACUUAAGUAUUAUAUCAAGUUCUGGAAUGCAACAAAAUGCAAAUCCUCCAAAGCCAGAGAGCACAGAGCCUUCAGAACAAAAAACUUCAUUACAAUUGCAAGAGCAGCCAUUUCAGUCAAGGCAGAAGCAUCUGACUUUGGAGGAACUGUUUGGAACCUCUGUACCAAAGGAACAGCCCACAGCUCCGUAUCCCAAUCCAGAGGGCACGGAGAAGUUGCAGACUGACACCUCUGCCAGAGAGCAGCACAGUGUGCUCUUGCCUUUUUCCUUUGACCAGUCAACAGUAAUGCAACAAUCUCUAGGGAAAUCUGAAAGUCCAAGCAUUAAAAGCAGUGCCAAUCCUUUCAAUCAGCAAGAAUGUUCAACACCUAUGCUAAUACCUCCAGCUUCAGUUUCCCAGCCUGAUAUAAAAAAUGUUUCAAGCUAUUCAGUUUGUUUAAGCCCUAUUCUUAAUUCAGCCUCAACAAUGGAAGCUGCCCCUGCUCAGAUGCUUCCUGGCCUAAAACAAAACAACAGUAUAAUGCAAGUUAUGCAGCAAGCUGCCAAGCAGAUAUCCCCACUAGUGAAUCAACUGCCAUCUGAAGUGAACCACGCUCCACAAAAUCUAAUGGCUGGCCAAAGCCAGCUUAUAGCACCCUUGACAUCAACAAAUACAGGAACUGUCUCAAAUACAUCCCAUACAAGUGUUGAUCUUCUCCAGAAACUCAGGUUGACCCCACAGCAUGACCAAAUGCAACAGCAGUCUCUCACUAAGACUUCCUUAACACCAAACAUCUCUGCCUCGGUUGGCCAACUUGCAACACCAGAAAGCUUCAAAGAAUCUCACAGUAAGCCAUCAGCCUUGAACAGCAAGAUAAUCUCUCCCCUUCAGACUGUACAACAAAACAAGGAAUCAGAAGUAUUUCCACAGCCAAAGACUUUGUGUAAAGCAAGUCAAGUUGCACCUCCGCAGUUUGUUACAGCCACAACCACAGUUACGCCUUCAAUCCUCUUGUCUCCUAGUGUUUUUCAGCAAUCGGCUGCAAAAGCUACUGAAGUGGAGAAUAAAGCCAGUUCUUCUUCACCUUUAACACUUGGAACAACAGAAAUUCAGACUAUACCUCCUACUGUUCUCAGUAGGUCUCAGCUUCAAGAAGCACUGAUACAUCUAAUAAAGAACGAUUCCCGUUUUCUCAGCACUAUUCAUGAAGUCUACUUGCAAGUCCUAACCAAGAACACAGACAACAUUAAGCUAUAAUUGGAGCUUAAUCUACUUAAAAUAUAACCAUUUUAGAAACAAUUAUGCCUCGUCUAUAAAACUAAUAUUUUUGUAAAAGAAUAUUUAGUUUUCAGUGUCUUGAAUUUGAACCUGUUAGGAAAGACUAUUCCUUAAAUACUUAGGAAAGUUGUGUUCUCAGAAGUGAUCUAAGUUUUCACUGUGAUCAUCACCAGCAAACUUUUUUUUUUUUUUUAAUUGGGGAGGGGACUUAAGUUGCAUUUGAGCUCUCAUUAGCAUUAAGAGAAUGUGCAGAUGUUUGCUCUGACUUUCUUUGCUCUGGCUUUCAUUCCUAACUGUGUUCACUGUUCAAGGAUUACAGAUGCAAUACUAAGUAAACCAGCAAAUACAUAUUACAGUAUGCUACACCACACCAGAACAAAAUUCACUUGUGGGAACCUAAUUCCAGUUUGAAGGACUGAGGAAAAGUAAAGCAAAAUGCCAUGUGAUUAAGCUGGCAGGUGUGGGGAAGGAACAGAUCUGGAACCCAGGCCUUUGGAGCUAAAUCUUUAACAAAAGGUUUAAAAAUGUGAUUUGCUCAAUACAUUGACAGUCUCUAGCUAAUGCACAUAAAUUCAUCUUUUAAAUAUUCCAUUAAUCUUACUUGCUUCUGUGUUGCUGACAUUAAACAGGUAUCCAAGUGAGUAAGGCCAUUUUCUCUAAAAAGGCAAAAUCUGAAAUAUGCAAAAUCCUCUGUGAUUGUAUCUUUUUUUUAAAAAAAAAAAAAAAAGGCAACAGAAUAGUUCUGUUGCAUGUUGAAGCUCUCUCGUUUUAAAUUUAUAGUUAGGAGACCACUACUGGAAAACCUUUCUGUUCAGCAGUGUUUGGUAUAAUUUAAAUGCUUAGUUUCCCUUUUAGCUUCAGGAUGGACCAUGUCAUAGGUGGCUUUCAUUCCUCAGUUGUGUUGGAACUGCAGUGUUGAAAACUAUGCAGAUGGGGAGCAAAUGCAUGCUUUUCUUCUGUUGCCCUCUCCCCAGAUUGUUAGUGCACAAUUCACAGUCAGAAGUUUAUCUAAUUAAGAUGUUAUCACUUCUUAUGUGAUCUAGUAAUUAAGUAAUGUAAGAAUUUAACUGGAUACUUUCCCAUUUGAAAUCAGAAAAUUUCCAGUUAUAGUUUCUUAUGCUGCUGUGUUGGUUUACCCAUGGCUUGUAUUUAUUUCUUAAAAGCAUGCAAAGGUAAUUAAUAAGACUUCAGGUCUGAACUUUCUCCAGCAAUAGAAGUUUUAAAGGAUGAUUUUCCAGUAGAAAAGUUUUGGUUUAUUGAGUAAAAGAUAAUCUGUAGUGAGUUAUGAUGCACUGCUUCUUUCUUUUCCCUCAAUCACUAUUGAAAUAUGAAGAAAAAAAUUGUUUGGCUCCUUACAACAUAUGUGUGUGUAUAUAUAUCCUAAGGAUUAGUUAAUGUUGACAUAGUCAAGGUGCAUGGUCAUUUCAUUGGAAACUAGUAAUUGAGCUUUAAUUGUGACACGUUCACAAAUCAGUAUGGUUUAGAUACAUAAAAAUGUAAAUAUCUGUUGUAUUGGAUCUAUUUUAGUUUUUUUCAUAGCUUUUUAGUGGAAAAUAUAUUUUGUUUAGUACUACCUGCCUUCUGAAAAGGUCUUCUCAGCCUUUGAGUUCAGUGAUUCCAGUUAAAAUAUAUAGUAUUUUGUUAGAAAAAUGUGCAAGAUUCAGGGAAAGAUGCUAAUGUCAUGCACAUUCAUCAAGAAAUAUAUUGGCUUUAAUGGUAGCUUUUGAAUUUAGCUUUUGAAUUCAGCAAUAUAAACUCAGCCUUGUUAAGGAAGAUGGGCACUUCCUACUUAGAUUCUGGAGUUAGAAUACUGUGUAUGCACAUUAAACAAUGAUACUCAAAUUGGAUCUAAGGUCUAAACUAAUUUGUUUUGUUGUAUUUUUAAGGAAAAGUUUCACUAGAAGAGACAAACCGAUGAGCAAUUCCUCUGAAUGAAAAUGGAUAGCCUAAACCAAAUAGAGAGUUGCUUUUUAUCUGGAUUUAGCAAAGGUGAAGUCCAUAACUUCUCAUUCUUAAGGACAGCUUCUGGUUUCUUCGAAGGAAGAUUUGCUAAAAGUUAGUAAGAACAGAAAUACUGGAAGCUGAUAGUGCAUGUCUGUACUGUUUACUAAAUACAGUCAUAUCCAAAGAUCUAUAGAAAUUAUAGGAAGGAGUUGUAUUUUGAGUUCUUCAGUCAUACACAGUUGACAGAAGUGAUGUUGUUUAGAGUAGCAGUGCUGUUAUGAGAGUUUGACUCUCCUUUGGAUAUCCUUAACUUGUUUCCAGCUGUCCAAGAACCCCCACAAGCAGCUGGCAGAUCCUUAUUUAGUAGCAAUACGUUAUUUACUCCCCACCCCAUCCCCAACUUUCAGAAUUAAUUGGAAGGGAAACGGAGUUGAAAUCAUAGUUAUUAGGCAGGCAUUUUUACAACAAGCAAACCUGUUCAUCUUGAAUGCCUGCACAUGUUUGUUCUAACCUCUCUACGUGUAGCCAACAGACACUGGAACCAGCCUAGGUGUCAUCCAGUACACUGCAGAGAUUUAAGGCAAGUGCCAGGGUAGCGGAUUUAACAGGUAGACCUCUUUAAUGAAAAGUUGCAUUGUAAAACACCAAGUUCAACGACAGUUGAAACUUUUUAAAAAUGUGGACUGUGUUAUUUAAGAACUUUUUUCCUGGUUAUUUUAACUUUUUUAUAUAAAUCUAAAAUUGCUACCUUGUUGAAGUGCUUGAUUCAUAUUAUCCACAUGUAGGGAUGACUAGUGUGUAGCAAAUUACCAUGGGUCAUCACAGGAAAUUAUUGUGACUAUUUUCAAGUGCUGGGUUUUGGUGGGUUUUUGGGUUUUUUUUAACUACUGGCUUAAUGGGAUUUUACCUAUUAGUUCUGAGAAUUAAAAUUUGAUUAGUUUAGACUAUACUCCCCAAACAAAUUGUACUAUCUAAGGAUGCAUAUUGUGGCUAGCAUUAAGUCACUUAAAAAAAAAAACCCAACCAAACCAACAACAACAAACACAACCAAACAAAAACAAAAAAAACCAAACCCUCAAACCUAAUCAAAAACAGUUUUAAAACCUACAGCUGCUGAAUUAUUCAGGAAAAUCAAAAUUGUUCAGUUUUGUAGUUAGACUCUUUCUGCUGUUAUUUAAUAAUGCAGAGUUUAUAUGAAAGGUGCCUAACAGCUACUAACUUAGAAGCAGUAUAUCUUUCCAAAUUAAACAAGAUUUGCAGAAUGACUGAAUGAAGUUUAAAAAAAAAUUAAGUGAUUUAUCUUGAUUUCAUAUGAAAUGUUUAAUUCCAUGUAUAAAUACUCAAUAUAAUAUUUAAACACUUGCUACUGGAGAUAUCUCAUUUUUGCUUGCAUUUCUAAUUGCUUCAUUUUGGUAUAUUUGUGAAACCCAUUAUGCCAUAUGUAGUCACUGAUAUAAUUUCUGAAAUAUUUUUGAAAACAAACUUUAAUUUGAGACUUCUUGUUUUUAAAAGUAUUCUAAACAAAUCAGCCUUUUUGUCAGGUAUUUGGGUUGCUUUGUACAGCAUAUCUUAACAGGAGGAAUGUGUGCAAUAUAUUACCACCUCAGUUUUGUCUGGCAACUUUUUGAAAAUGUUAAGAUGCAAUAUCUUCCUUUCACUUCAAGUUAGAAAAAUUGCAGUAUCUCUGAUUUGGUGGUGUAUUUAUUUUUAUCUGUUCAGUGUAUGGGCAUAUGGUUAUUUAGGGCUUUUUAUGUACAUUAUGUGCUUUUAGUAAUUUCUGAGUUUCAUUACUUUUGUGGAUGCAUCAGUUGUACCCAUUUGCAUGUUCUUCAAUAUGAAAGCUUUGGGGAAGGGGAGCUUCAGGAAAGACUUCUGGAAACCGGAAUGAGAAUAAUUGUAAGUCAAUAAAUGUAGAUACUGCAUCAUUAACGUUUUUGGUAUGGUAUGGAUUUUAUAGUACCUAUGUAUGUUUGCAGUUAUUAAGUUAUUGCAUAAAUGUUUAAGAAUGAGCAUUUUUUCAUCCAAAAUUUUGUAUGUUUGCAAAUAUAUUUUUGUAAUAAAACUUCAAAACAAA
Falco peregrinus (peregrine falcon) is the source of this 5878-nucleotide messenger RNA. It is a transcript of the gene DCP1A, whose product is annotated as decapping mRNA 1A. The transcript has 10 exons. Gene Ontology annotation, molecular function: enzyme activator activity; mRNA binding. Lineage: Eukaryota; Metazoa; Chordata; Aves; Falconiformes; Falconidae. Gene Ontology annotation, cellular component: P-body. The record is from RefSeq and is a predicted model, not a curated record. The coding region runs from base 79 to 1839 and encodes 586 amino acids. Gene Ontology annotation, biological process: deadenylation-independent decapping of nuclear-transcribed mRNA; positive regulation of catalytic activity; deadenylation-dependent decapping of nuclear-transcribed mRNA.